CGCUCCACAACCCCAAUCCCAGGCAGCCAUGGCCGACACUCUGCGUCCGAGUCUCGAGGAAGCACAGGCGCUGCUGCUCGGCAGUGCCUCGGGCAGCUCGGCGGCCGCAGCGGCGGCGCCGCCGGCCGGCAACACGCUGCCCGUGUAUGCCACGCUGCCCGCCGACCUGCUCACGCCCGUCAUGGCCUACCUGCGCCUCUCGCACGGCGCCGACACGCAGCGCCGCAGCUUCCUGUGCGAGAGCGUCGUGGGCGGAGAGAAGGUGGCGCGCUACAGCUUUGCCGGCGUCGACCCGUACAAGGUCAUCCGCACCGGGCCCUCGCUGCCCAUCAGCGGCGACCCUCUGCGCGCCGUCGAGGCCGAGCUGGCGCCGUACCGCUACAUUGCGCUGCCGGCGCUGCCGCGCUUCACUGGCGGCGCCAUGGGCUACAUCGCCUACGACUGCGUGGCGCACUUCGAGCCGCGCACCGCACGGCCGCUCUCGGACCCGCUCGGCAUCCCCGAGGCCGUGUUCCUGCUCUGCGACUCGCUCGUCGUCUUCGACCACAUGUACCAGACGCUCAAGGUCGUCUCGCACGUGCACGUGCCCGACGGCUCGCUGCCGGCCGAGCGCGCCGAGGCCGAGAAGCACAUCGCCUCGCUGUACGAGGCCGCCGGCCGCAAGGUCGCCGCCAUGGUGGCCGAGCUCUCGCGGCCCGACACGCCCGUGCCGCGCCAGAUGCGCGUCUCGCCGGGCGCCGAGGCGGUGAGCAACGUGGGGCGCGAGGGCUACAAGAGCUUCGUGCGCAGCCUGCGCAAGCACAUCGUCGCCGGCGACAUCAUCCAGGCUGUGCCGUCGCAGCGCCUGGCGCGCCCCACCGACGUGCACCCGUUCAACAUUUACCGCACGCUGCGCACCGUCAACCCCUCGCCGUACAUGUUCUACCUCGACGUCGGCGAUGCGCGCAUUGUUGGCGCCAGUCCGGAGACGCUGUGCAAGGUGGAGAAGGGCAAGGUGGCUGUGCACGCCAUUGCAGGGACAGUGAAGCGCGGCGGCACCGACGAGGAGGACGAGGCGCUGGCCGACUCGCUGCUUGCGUCGACAAAAGACCGCGCCGAGCAUGUCAUGCUGGUCGAUCUCGCGCGUAACGACAUUUCGCGUGUGUGCGACCCGCACACGACCGUCGUCGAGAGCUUCAUGAAGGUGGAGAAGUUCAGCCACGUCAUGCAUCUCACCAGCCGCGUGACGGGCAUGCUGCGCGCCGGCAAGAGCCGGUUCGACGCCCUGCGCUCCAUCUUCCCGGCCGGCACCGUCUCGGGCGCGCCCAAGAUCCGCGCCAUCGAGCUCAUCUCUGAGCUUGAGGGCGAGCGGCGAGGCGUGUAUGCGGGUGCUGUGGGCCACAUUGACUUCUCCGACGACAUGGACGUGUGCAUUGCGAUCCGCACCAUGACGUUUGUGCAAAAGGAGGGCUCCGAGGCGCACACUGCGUACCUGCAGGCAGGCGGCGGCAUCGUGUACGACAGCGUCGAGGAGGACGAGUACAUCGAGACGAUCAACAAGCUCGGCGCCAACGUGCGCUGUCUGCAGCAGGCCGAGGACUUCUGGAUCGCGCAGCAGCGGGCGCAGGACAUGGCCGUGCAGAGCGAUGAGCGAUGAGCGUGUGCGCUGUCGUGGGCAUGCCGCAAGCGGCGCUAAUCUAUCAAAUGCCAUUGUCGCGGCGCGGAU
Messenger RNA from Tilletiopsis washingtonensis, 1705 nucleotides. RefSeq names its product anthranilate synthase component. NCBI's taxonomy places the organism in Eukaryota, Fungi, Basidiomycota, Exobasidiomycetes, Entylomatales. The transcript has 8 exons. The coding region runs from base 29 to 1636 and encodes 535 amino acids. Gene Ontology annotation, biological process: L-tryptophan biosynthetic process. The record is from RefSeq and is a predicted model, not a curated record.